Macrobrachium nipponense is the source of this 1930-nucleotide messenger RNA. Its product is annotated as longitudinals lacking protein, isoforms H/M/V-like. Gene Ontology annotation, biological process: regulation of transcription by RNA polymerase II. Gene Ontology annotation, molecular function: protein binding. NCBI's taxonomy places the organism in Eukaryota, Metazoa, Arthropoda, Malacostraca, Decapoda, Palaemonidae. The transcript is spliced from 11 exons. Gene Ontology annotation, cellular component: nucleus. The coding region runs from base 175 to 1617 and encodes 480 amino acids. The record is from RefSeq and is a predicted model, not a curated record.
GCAAGUUAAAGGCAACAUUUUGAUUUCAGAAAGCUUGACGUUCUGUCAUAGUAUAGUCACAAAAACAGUUUCAGUAUGAGAGUGAUAGUGAUUGAGUAUAAUGGUUACUCAGACUGAUGAUUGUGUGUAUAACAUAAGAUAGCCAAACUGAACAAUAGACGGUCACUGUCAGAAAUGGACGAUGGUGAAUACUGUAUUCUCUGGAACAACUACCAUGAAGCCCUUGUUAGUACCCUUUGCGCUCUGCAGCGUGAGGGAGAGAUGGCUGAUGUCACUGUGGUUUGUGGGGAUGGCAGUCGAGUGAGGGCUCAUCAAUUAAUCCUAGCUGCUUGCUCUUCAUUCUUUAGAGACUUUCUUCGCGAAAACCCAUCGAAGGACCCCAUUAUUUUGUUGCCUAUGGAAAUUCGUUAUCCUGAAUUAAGGGCUAUGGUUGAAUUUAUGUAUACUGGACAGGUGUGUGUGAGCCAAGACCGAUUGCAGAACUUCAUGCGGGGUGCUCGAUACCUUCGUAUCAGGGGUGUUGAGGACACCACAGAGGAUAGUUUCAUGGAUGAAACACAAGUAACACACAUUAACAGUAACAGAGAAUUCUUAGAAAGCAAUAGAAACACUUCAGAUGACAGUUUUGUCUCCAUGACUGUGGGUAGUAAGACUUCUACUGCAACAUCUACAGAAAAACAUUUGGGAAAAGAACACAGCUAUACACAAUGGGUAGAAUGUCAGCAUUGUCAUUCAAAAAAAAUGCUACUUCAACAUGAAGCACCAUCUUCAGCAUAUCUGUGUGUUAACUGCAUAUCAAGCAGUUCAAAGCAAAAAGAUGGUGAUCAGAGGAAGAAAAAGAAGAUGAAAAGGAGAAUACAGAUAGCUACCACUCCAGAGGGAACUCUUGUAAAAAAGAUCAAAUUAGAACCUGAAGAAGAGUCAAUUGAGUUAAGGAUAGGUGAGGAACUAGCUGAAGAUGAAGCUCCCAGAAGCAUAACCCCACGUGAAAAAAAAGAACCUUCAAUUUCAACUAGUGGUUGGAAAAAACAUUUCGAUAUUACAACUGUCACAGUUAAAAAACAGAAGCGUACUGCUGGUGCAUCAAGUUCAGAUUCCAAGAAGGACUGUUAUAGCAACAUUGCUAUUAAGAAGGAACCUCAGGAUGACUCAAAUGCCACAGUAUUUCGGGUACUUGGCAUAUUUGGUGUGACUGGGCGUAAAAAGAGAUAUUCUGUCACUGAGGCAGAGCUCCAAAGACGUCAAGGACCACCGGAACACUUCUCAAAUAAUGCUAUGAAGACCUAUUUGAGGUUCCCUCGCACACAUGAUGCCCUGCCAGUCAAGUUCAGAACACCUUCACAAAGAAAAACUACUCUUAGUACAUUCACUAAUAUUGUUGAAGGUGAAGCUGCAGACCUAGCAAAAGAUUUCCAACGGUUUUUGUUUGCAAGCAACUUGAUAGAACAACUCUGCAAAGGAGUGAAUAACAUUGGGAGUAUCAGUGAAGUUUUAGAUCAAAUGCUGGACAAUUUGGCACAUGUUGAUUGGCUUAUUAAAUUCAAUUUGCUCACCCAUGGUAGUGGGCUGAUGUUUGUUAAAGCAGUUCUGCUCUAUGUUCGUUCUGCAGCCCAUUAGACCUGCAGCUUUUUCUAGUUACAGCAUGAGAGAGUAAACACAAAACUGGCAUGAGCUACCAGCUAGAUACCAGUACAGUACAACCUUGCUUUAGUGGACCCGGAACAGACAGACAUCAGAUUUAAUGGACAAAAUCCGGCCAGGGUAAUCUAGCCUAAGACAACUGUUAAAUAACAACAAAACCUGUGUAUAGGUUAGCUUUUGCAACAACAGGUAUCUUACAAAAAAAUUGGUUAUGUAAACUUUAUGUUAUUACAAAUGCUGUUUUACUUACUGUAUUCCUAGAAAUUCAAAAUAAAUAAAAUUUAGCCAA